CCUGAACAACUUGCCCUGCCUACAUAUUGUUUAAUUAUUGCUAAGCCCUUAUAUGUUCCGUAUACAUAAUACAGCUUAGCUGAUACGAUCCGUAACAGCACGGGCUGUGCAGCUCUUUAAGAUAAUAAGAAUUAAGCUAUUUUAUUACCUAGCAUUCCACUGUGCAUAAUGAACCCUGUAAGCUACGAAUUGUGGCUGAAGUAGGCAAGUAAGCGCAGACCGCCACAAUUUAUAAGAAGCUGCGAAGCUAGGAACCACUUCCUUAUGAGUUACUUGGUUCUAUUAUCGGCGACAUGAAGCAGGAUUAAUUCGAUACCUACUUCUACGCACCAUUAUUGUGACCUUAGUCAAACCUCCCGUCCAAAUAUCAGACUCAUCCUAGUUUCCUUUACCACAUUCUGGGAAACUAUUCCGGGUGAUUGCUCCUGGUACCUGCACAGUGUAUUAGCCUUGAGGAUAGAGGAACUGCUUGGUGAUUUAUCGCUACCGCUAUCACAACCAGUACCAAGACUACAGCGACAAGAUGGACUACGAAGCUCUCAAGGAGCAAUGGAGCGAGGUUGAGGACCGCGAUGGUGUCCGUCUAAGCUGGAAUGUAUUCCCUAGUUCUCGAAUGGAGGCGUCUCGUCUCGUUGUUCCCAUCGGCGCUCUCUAUACUCCUCUCAAGGAGAAACCCGACACACCUCUACUACAGUUCGAGCCUGUCACCUGCAAGCAACCAUGCCGCUCCGUUUUGAAUCCAUUUUGCCAAGUCGAUGUUAGAGCACGUCUCUGGAUCUGCCCAUUUUGCUUAUCGAGGAAUCCCCUACCCCCCCAUUACAAAGACAUCACGCCCAAUGCUAUACCUCCGGAGCUCCACCCGUCCAACACGACGAUCGAGUAUAGACUUUCACGACCAGCCCAAAGCCCUCCCAUUUUCCUCUAUGUCGUUGAUACGUGCCAGGAGGAUGACAGUCUGUCCGCUCUUAAGGAGUCACUCAUCAUGAGUUUAAGUCUUCUCCCCGAGAACGCCUUGGUUGGAUUGAUCACCUACGGCACUAUGGCCCAAGUUCAUGAGAUUGGGUAUACUGAGUGUGCCAAGUCCUAUGUGUUCCGUGGUAGUAAGGAUUAUUCUGCUAAGCAGGUUCAAGAGAUGUUGGGUCUGCUCGCCCCUAGCUUGCGUCCUGGUAUGCCACAACAGCAACCAGGCCGGCCUAUGUUGCCCAUGGGGCCUGCCACUAGGUUUCUGUUGCCAGUGCAGCAGUGCGAAUUUCAGCUGACGAAGAUUCUUGAGCAAUUGCAGAAGGAUCCGUGGCCCGUUGCCAGCGAUCGGAGGAACCUUCGCUGUUCCGGUGUUGCUCUUAGCGUUGCCGUUGGCCUACUCGAAUCGUCCUUCCAAAACGCUGGUGGCAGGAUUAUGCUCUUCGCGGGCGGUCCCGCAACUGAAGGUCCUGGGAUGGUUGUUGGCCCUGAACUGCGGGAACCAAUUCGCUCUCAUCAUGACAUCGAUCGUGACAACAUCAAGUAUUACAAGAAAGCCCUAAAGUUCUACGACAAUCUGGCCAAGCGAACAGCUCAUAAUGGCCACAUAAUAGACAUUUUUGCUGGUUGCCUCGAUCAAGUUGGACUGCUCGAGAUGAAGGGGUUAUGCAACUCCACUGGUGGUCACAUGAUUCUGACGGAUAGUUUCACAUCGUCAAUGUUUAAGCAGUCUUUCAUCCGUGUCUUCGAGAAGGAUGGCGAUGACAAUCUUCUAAUGGGAUUUAACGCCGUCCUCGAGGUUUUGACCACCAAGGAGUUGAAGGUGACUGGGCUGAUUGGGCAUGCUGUAUCCUUGAACAAGAAAUCGACGUCGGUUGGUGAGACCGAGUGUGGAAUCGGCAAUACGUGCUCUUGGAAAAUGUGUGGCAUUGAUCCUAAUGCCAGUUACGGUAUAUAUUUCGAGAUCGCAAGUCAAGGUGGCCCUACACAACACCAGCAAGGUCAACAGAAGGGCAUGAUGCAAUUUUUGACGUACUAUCAACAUUCAUCUGGACAGUUCCACCUUCGUGUAACUACUAUCGCGAGGAACCUUAGCGGCCCGGCUGGAGAUCCUGCCAUCGCGCAGUCCUUUGACCAAGAAGCAGCUGCGGUACUCAUGUCGAGAAUUGCUGUGUUUAAGGCGGAAGUCGACGAUGGACCUGAUGUGCUUCGAUGGGUAGACCGUAUGCUUAUACGAUUAUGCUCGCGUUUCGCCGAUUACAGAAAAGACGACCCGUCAUCUUUCAGACUGGAGAAAAACUUCACUCUCUAUCCUCAGUUUAUGUUUCACCUCCGACGAAGUCAGUUUCUCCAAGUAUUUAAUAACUCGCCCGACGAGACCGCUUUCUACCGUCACGUGUUGAAUCAUGAAGACGUCAGCAACUCUCUCAUCAUGAUACAGCCAACUCUCGACUCGUAUACAUUCGAUCAGGAUGGUGGCCAACCAGUCUUGUUAGACUCGACCUCUAUCCAGCCAACCCAUAUCCUCUUGCUAGACACAUUCUUCCACAUCCUCAUUUUUCACGGUGAAACUAUAGCAGAAUGGAAAAAGGCUGGUUACCAAGAUCAAGAAGGCUAUGAGAACUUUGCUGCUCUACUUGAACAGCCGAAAGAGGAUGCAAGAGACCUCAUUGCCGACCGGUUUCCCCUUCCUCGCUUCAUCGUGUGCGAUGCUGGUGGCUCACAGGCGCGAUUUUUGCUUUCGAAACUUAACCCGUCGACGACACAUACUUCAGGUGCGUACGGCGGAGUUGGUGCGCAGACUGCACAGACCAUCUUCACGGAUGAUGUGUCCCUGCAAACCUUUAUGGAUCAUUUGAUGAAGCUGGCUGUGAGUGGGACGAAUUAGGCUCGUGGGAUCUGAAUGAUUUACCAGGAACCUCCACAGUCCUUACCCUGGGUCGUCUAGAGGGGAAAAUAGCAUGGGCGGGAUGACUUGUUGAAUCGUGGUUAGCUAAUAUGGAACAUGCAACGUUUGCUCUUUUAUGUGAAGCUGGCCGUUCCAUCGUAGAGCUUAGCUAAUAGACAAAAGUGGCGUGCCAUAAUAAUCUCGCCUUCCCUAAUCCACUAUAUCGAUAUCGCCCUUAAUAUCCAUGAAUAUGUUUAUAACUAAAUGGUACAUGUAGCAUGUAAUUACCCGGUUAUAAUCCGCGUUACUACUAUGUAUACAAUAGUUACAUA
Messenger RNA from Hypoxylon fragiforme, 3180 nucleotides. RefSeq names its product Sec23/Sec24 trunk domain-containing protein. Lineage: Eukaryota; Fungi; Ascomycota; Sordariomycetes; Xylariales; Hypoxylaceae. The record is from RefSeq and is a predicted model, not a curated record. The coding region runs from base 524 to 2848 and encodes 774 amino acids. Gene Ontology annotation, biological process: endoplasmic reticulum to Golgi vesicle-mediated transport; intracellular protein transport; COPII-coated vesicle cargo loading. The transcript is spliced from 8 exons. Gene Ontology annotation, molecular function: zinc ion binding; GTPase activator activity. Gene Ontology annotation, cellular component: endoplasmic reticulum exit site; COPII vesicle coat.